This is a messenger RNA of Scylla paramamosain (green mud crab), 7437 nucleotides long. RefSeq names its product neuralized-like protein 4 (gene Neurl4). NCBI's taxonomy places the organism in Eukaryota, Metazoa, Arthropoda, Malacostraca, Decapoda, Portunidae. The record is from RefSeq and is a predicted model, not a curated record. Gene Ontology annotation, molecular function: ubiquitin protein ligase activity.
GCCUGAGGAGCAACAACACUGAGGGCGAGAGCGAGAAAGAGAGAGAGAAGACGGGUUGCAAUGUUCCAUCCUCGCUGCGGCCGCUGCGUUCACCUUGCUAAUGGAAAUAAGACCGCCUUUAGGAGCAACCCGACGCAGGAGUUCAACCGAGGACUCAUAUUCAGCCUCGAGCCCAUCAAAGAUAACGAGGUGUUCGAAGUGACGAUCGAUAAGAAGUUAAACACAUGGAGUGGAAGCAUCGAAAUAGGUGUGACCGUUUGCAAUCCAGAUGUCAUCGAUAUCCCCAUCACUGCCACCGACCUACGAGGAGGAACAUGGAUCAUGCUGGGGCAGGGCGUGCUGCGGGACGGCCGCUCCCUCCAUGAGGCAUAUGGCUGUGACCUGGACAAGCUGGUGGAAGGAGACAGGGUGGGGGUCAUGAGGACGUCCCAGGGAGACCUGAAGUUCUUUGUGAAUGGUGACUGCCAGGGUGUUGCAGCGGCCAACCUGCCACAGAUGCUUUAUGCUGUGGUGGACAUGUAUGGCAAAUGUGCACAAGUCACUGUCACCGCGCCAGCCACUCCUGACUCCAGUGAGCUCCAUUCCAACACACUAGAUGAGGACUCCAUCAGUGAGGUGUCAUCACUACGGGACUCUAACAUCCUAGACUCACAGCUGGAUCCUCUGCCACCACUACCUGCCCCUGCCACUACCGCCACCACCACCACCACCACUACCAUCACCCCCACGGCUGCCACCAACACCACAGUCCCAGCCACCACCAGUAAUGUCAUCAAUAACAAUGACAACACCCUCAUUGCAUCUGCUAUCCCUGAAGGUGCUGCUUCUAUUGCAGUCACUACGACAGCUACCACCACCACCACUGCUGCUCCUCCCAGCGCCCCACCCAGCUUUGCCUCAAGUAGUGCGCUGAGCAACCAUGUGGCCAACAUUAGUAUUGCCAACAGCCUUAUGUCCAAUAGUGAUAGCAACUUGCUACACCAGGAGCGUGACAGCCGGGACAGUGGCGGUGGUGGUGGUGGUAAUGACGUGCCCUUUGGUGCCUCGCUGCGGCCCCCCGACACCUGUGCCAACUCCCCAUUGCCUGAUGCUACACUGGGAUCUGUCUGCAAUAAUAACAACAACAACAACAACAACAAUAACACUCAGGCGACCGGCACCCCAUCAGGCUACACGAUGGGAGGUGCUGUGGGAGGCUCUGGCAGCAACAACAAUAAAAACAAUAAUAACAACAACAACAACAACAACAAUGCUGGUGGUGGGGACAAGGCCAGUGGGAACAUGGGGCCUGGCCAGUCAGGGAACAGCAGUCACAGUACUUCAGACAACAUGGUGGGUUACUCUUCAGCGUCUGAUCGCCUCCGCUUCCAUGACAAGUGUGGCACACUGGUCAAACUGUCCAACGGUGCCCGCACUGCUGAGAGGCGGCGCCCUCUUGAUGAGUUCAACAAUGGAGUGGUGAUGAGCUACCGUGCCCUCAGGGAGAACGAGCUGUUUGAGAUCCGCAUUGACCGCCUGGUGGACAAGUGGUCAGGCAGCAUUGAGGUGGGCAUCACCACCCACAAUCCUGGCCUUCUGGACUUCCCCGCCACCAUGACCAACAUGCGCUCUGGCACCACCAUGAUGAGUGGAACAGGCAUCCUCACCAAUGGCAAGGGAACCCACCGGGAAUAUGGAGAGUUUAAUCUUGAUGAGCUGAAGGAAGGUGACAGGAUAGGUAUGAUGAUCAAGACAGGGGGUGAACUCCACUAUUACAUCAAUGGACUAGACCAGGGCAUUGCUGCAACAGGUGUGCCACCUCCUGUGUGGGCAGUGGUGGAUCUGUAUGGAAUGACUGUCAAGGUGACCAUUGUGGAGCGUGAUGAGAGGGAGGAGCAGAACCUGAUCACGCGGCGGAACACCCAGAUGGGCGAGGCACAACCCACUCUUUCAGACACGGGCCACUCAGAUGAAGACACCGGAGAGGCCCUGUUGUUCCACCCCAACUGUGGUACCUAUGCUCAAGUGAUUAACAAUGGCCGCACAGCCCACCGGCCCAAUGCUGCCGAUGACUUCAAUAAUGGGGUUGUCCUGACACGUCGCCCCCUCAAGUCAAAUGAGAUGUUUGAAGUUCGGCUGGACCGGUGUGUAGACAAGUGGGCCGGCUCCCUGGAAAUUGGUGUGACCACCCACCCUCCCACUGACCUGGAGUACCCCUCCACCAUGACCAAUGUGAGGUCUGGCACGUGGAUGAUGACUGGCAAUGGUGUGAUGCACAAUGGCACAACCAUCAUUGAUGACUACGGGCAGAACCUGGACAGACUGAAGGUUGGGGAUCGUGUGGGUGUUCUGCGGAAGGACAACGGCAACCUGCAUUUCUUUGUGAAUGGGGUGGACCAGGGGCAGGCUGCCAGCAAUGUGCCUGAGCAUAUAUUUGGUGUGGUGGACCUGUAUGGCCAAGCAGCACAAGCAACUGUGGUGCAGCACACUGACCACUGCUCCUCAGAUGUCCUCCCUUCCAGUGUUUCCAGCUCCACUAUUUACAGUGACCUGCGGUUCCAUCACCUCCAUGGGAAGAAUGCUCGCAUCCUCAAUGGUGGACUAACAGCACAGCGGCCCAAUGCACAUGGGGAGUUCAAUGAUGCAAUAGUGAUCAGCAAUAGACAGCUGCAUGAAGGCGAGAUGUUUGAGGUGAUGAUUGACAAGAUGGUGGACAGGUGGUCAGGCUCUCUGGAGGCUGGUGUGACAGCCAUCCCUCCAGAGGACAUCGACUUCCCCAGCACCAUGACAGACAUUGACUAUGACACAUGGAUGCUGAGUGGCUCAUCUGUGAUGCGUGACGGCGUGACUGUCAUGAAUAACUAUCGCUGUGAUCUGGAUGCCUUGGUGGUGGGCACACGGGUGGGCAUGAUGCGCCACUCUGACGGCUCCCUCCAUUACUAUGUCAAUGGCGAGGAUCAGGGCACUGCCUGCGAGAACCUUCCACCAGGUCUGUGGCCAGUGAUUGAUCUUUAUGGGCAGUGUGCUCAAGUAACCAUCGUCCACAACCCCAUCAGGCAUGACCAGUCCCUCAUCUCAGUGUCCCAGUACUUGGACAUGUCGCACCUCUCCCUCCCUGCCGCAGGGCAGGCCAGUGUGGGCUCUGAGGUCAUCCACCGCUUCUCCAAGUGCUGUGGUCCAAACAUCACACUGAGCAACAACAACACGACUGCCAAGCGGGUGCGGCACUACAACCAUGGCCUUGUAUUCACCUCACACCCGCUGGAGCCAGAGGAGCUGUUUGAGGUGUCCAUUGAUCGUGCUGCCAUUGGGUACUGUGGGUCACUGGCAAUUGGCCUCACCUCUCUGCCCAUCAGUGACUCUUACCCAACAGUCAGUCUGCCUGCAACUGUAUCAGGGAUAGAGGCGGCUGAUGCGUGGUGGAUCAGUGGCUCAGAUGUGUGGCGGAAGGGCCCUCUGUCCUACGGCUCAAUUAUUGCCCCAAACUUGGGAAGACUGAUGGUUGGAGACCGUGUGGGCAUCAAGAGGACCUCUGAUGGGGCAAUGCGUCUGUUCCUCAAUGGGGAAGACUGUGGUGUGGCAGCGACAAAUAUAACAAAGCGGGUGUUUGGUUUGGUGGAUCUGUUUGGGUUCAUUGAGUCAGUGGUGGCCACCAGUGUGUCCCGCCAGGCCAGCUCCCCAGUCAUGGACUCCACUGUGGUUGCCUCCAAUAACAAUGCAGUAUCUCAGGACUCACUAGAGCUGUCACAGCCAGAAUCUCGCCAGCCUCUUGGACUAGGCUCCUUAUCUUCAGGCUUCCACCCAGCCACUUCGGCCCACAUCCCACCCCCAGAUGUACGAGUCCCCAUGGACAGUAAGGCUCUGGCUGCUGAACACAACAGGCAGGAGGCAGCAGGGCAGAGCAGCCGCCACUCACAGCCGUCGGACACAAGAUCCUCAUUGCACAGAGACCAAGACCCACAGACAGAGACUCGGCAAGGUGUGACCAGCAAUAACAAAGACUCUUCCCUUAUUCAAUUCCAUGAAAAUACUGGAAAGAACGUUCUCCUUUCCCCUGAACGGCUGUCAGCACGGCGAUCAGAAAGUUACAACCAGGGUAUUGUCAUGUCUGCUCGGCCCCUGCCCAGAAACACUCUCUUCCAGGUGCGCCUUGGCUCCCUGAACCCUCGGUGGUCCAGCUCUCUCAUGCUGGGGGUGACAGCACAGUCCCCAGAGAAACUCCACUUGCCCAACACAGCCUUUGCCCUUAAGAGAAACACUUGGAUCAUAUCGGGAGACUCUGUCUUCUACAAUGGAGUCAAGAUCAAGGGUCGCUACGGGCCAGACCUGGACAGCCUGGCAGGCGGCCACGUGGUAGGAGUGCGAGUGGACCAUGAGGCGCGUCUCCACCUGCUAGUGAACGGCGUGGACCAGGGCGUGGCAGCCAAGGAGAUCCCACCCACCGUCUAUGUGGUGCUGGACCUGUAUGGGCAGUGUCAGGAGGUUGCCAUCAGCAGUAGCAGCAGUGUGAUGAGUGGUGACAUAGCCAUCACCACUCCCACUGGCACUACAACCAUCACCAACACGUCCUCCACCACCACCACUACACCCACAGCCUCCAGCAUGGCCAACAGCCUUCCCAUUACAGCCACCAACACCAUGGUCACCAGCACCAACUCCCAGGCUGGCCAUGAACAGAACAAAAAGAAUCUUCUUAAGACUCAUCACCAUCACCAUCAUCAUCAUCACCACCACCAUCACCACACACAUAAUAUCCAGCAACAGCAGCAGCAACAACAACAACAACAGCAGCAGCAGCAGCAGCAGCAGCAGCAGCAACAGCAGCAGCAGCAACAACAACAACAGCAGCAACAACAACAACAGCAGCAGCAGCAGCAGCAGCAGCAGCAGCAGCAACCACAACAACAGCAGCAGCAGCAGCAGCAACAACAACAGCAACAACAACAGCAACAACAACAGCAGCAGCAACAACAGCAGCAACAACAACAGCAGCAACAGCAACAACAGCAGCAGCAGCAGCAGCAACAACAACAGCAGCAGCAGGCUCCUCAGUCACAGCAGCCUUCACAGCCCUCCCAGCUUGCCUCAGGUCCUCAUCCAGACAACAGCAGCAGCAACAUCUCCAAUGAGGCUCGACAACCCAGCUCAAACAUUGAAGUGGAGCACAUUACACAGCCUCACCCACCUAAGGAUAAGGACAAGGGUGUAAUAAGGAGCUUGCCAGACAGCUCAGUGGUCAAGAACUGUGAGUAUCAGAAUAUGUGCCACCGCUUCAAGGCUUCCCUGGCCCUUCCAGAGGGCUACUUCAGUUCAGAUGGCAACCUGUGCUACUGCGAGACAUGCCACAAGAUCCGCGGAGAUGAGCCUUACUACACUAAAGGGAACCCACCCAAGCACUAUGCACAACCCUUCGGCUGGUGUAGGUUCGGUCUGGUGAGUGGUGUGGGGGACAACAAUGAGUCGUGGCACAUGGCCUACCACGGCACUCGGCCCGGGGCAGUGCGGCGCAUGCUGGACAAGGGAGAGCUACUCUUCCCAGGGGAGCUGGGUGUGAGCUCCACCCUUGCUGGCCGUCGCAGCAAGGAUGAUGACAGUGAUGGCUCCCAGCUCUGCUUCUCCCCUACCAUCACCUACGCCUCAGCUCAGCCCUUCGCUCCACCUGUCCUGUUUGUGGACCCAUGCACCAGGAAGAGAGUGCAGGUGCGAGUGGUUCUGCAGGUGGCUGUCAAGCCAGGCUCCUAUAAAGUUGGCUCUCCAUCAGUACCAUGGACACCCACACCUGACACCCACCUCCACCCAGACACCAUUGAGUGGGUGACCAAGGAGCGUGGUGCCACCCAGCUGCUGGCUCUGCUUGUCAGUCUGGAGGAAAAGUGAGGUGCUCAAGUGAAAUUGUGAGAGUGGCUAUUUUCAAAUUCAUAUUAGUUUCUUUUUUCUUAAGAAACUUUAUAUUACUGCUUCCCUCCAAGUAAAAUACUGAUAUGUACAUUGUUCUGCAAUUUGUAAAGGUCCCGUGAUGUGAAUCCAGUCGAAUAAUAUGUAAGAUAUGUAUGCAUAAUAUAGUACAAGUACAGGCUGGACGACAGGGCCGGACCAGCCACCAGGAGGCCCACACAGGCAGUUUUAGGCCACUGGGUACUGAAGGUUUUGUUCACGGCACUAACACAAAGAUGCACCUCUGUAAAUCCAGCCACAGCCUUCUCUAAUUAGUGUUGUAUAGUAGUCCUGAAAAUAACUGGAUUGGAAUCACUUGAGAGUUGAUUAAAAAUCCAGCAUAAAUUUCACUUAUUACAAUAGUUUUAUACUUGAAAUUUUCCAUAGAAGAUAUUUAUUGUAAGGUCAUGGAAGCUGUGAUCUUGUGCAUGGACAAGAGGGAAUUGGAAGUAGUGGUUCAUGCAAUCCCAGUGAAUGGUGAGCUUGUCAUGAGGCAAACUAGUUGAUAAAGUUAUGCAGAAUGUCUAACGAUGAUAAAAAGUAAUGUAGAGGUAUGCAUUGUGUCCUUACAGGGUAAUUAAUUUCUUGAUGAACUUGUGGAAUUAUGAUACAAAAGUGAUCACAGUUUUCAAUGUCUCAUUAAUGAUUUUCUGAGUAUUUUCAUAAGCCCACACACUUCACUGAUUCCUGAACCAUUCAAAGAUUUUAAAUUCUUUGAAACUACUUACAAUAAAAGAUAAGAUGUGUUUGAAACGAUACAUGAAAGUCACUACACUGGCCUUUGUCUUGUUAGAAAGACAACCCCAAUUACUGGCCCCGUCCUGGGUGGCAAGCGCUCCGGCCCUGCUGAACAAAGCACAUAAGAAACAUUCCACGCAGUAGUUGUGCAGGAAAGUAAAUGAGUGAAAAUGUGCUUUCUUAAGUCAUUAGUUCUGUCACAGAAUGUCAAUGUGUUUAGUGUGCAAGUAGGUACAGCUACAGUAAAUAGUACCUGUGAAUUUUUGGAGUAAAAAUUUAAUAAUUUCCAAUAGUAUCAAAAGAAUAAUGCUUCAUUACUAUGCAAAUAUAUAAGUAACCAGUAGAUUUUCUAUUGAGUACUAGUAAUAUCUGAAACCAAGUGUCAGGAGCAAUUUUUUACAGGAUGAAUUUCUGGGAAAAAAGUUCAAACACUUCACAGUUAAGUUGCUAUCAAGUAAAACACUACAAGGAGUGUAGACAUGAUUAGUGGAUGAGGGCUGUAAGAAUCAGGAAUUAGACAUCAGCAUACAUGUGUAAAAUUAUCUUGUGUGUAAGCCAGAGUGUAUGUGUACUAGUCUGAACACAACUUGUGUUCCCUUUUUUUUUUUUUUUUUUUUUUUUUUUUUUUUUUUUUUUUUUUUCGCUCUUCAGUCAUGGCUCAAAGUCAGGGUCAGCGGGCAGCAAGAGUGUUCUGUGCUCACAUAAUGGCAGGAAAACUUGGUUAGUAAAACUUUAUAGAUUUCUUUCUUGUACAGGAGGAAGAGGAUAUUGUUGAGGCAACAUGUA